This is a messenger RNA of Adelges cooleyi (spruce gall adelgid), 683 nucleotides long. Its product is annotated as phosphoglycerate mutase 2-like. The record is from RefSeq and is a predicted model, not a curated record. Gene Ontology annotation, molecular function: intramolecular phosphotransferase activity. Gene Ontology annotation, biological process: glycolytic process. NCBI's taxonomy places the organism in Eukaryota, Metazoa, Arthropoda, Insecta, Hemiptera, Adelgidae.
AUGGUAAAAUAUGCUGCAUUUCAAUCUAAAAUAUGUAAGAAAUUUCAAAAUUCAGAAAUGAAGGGACGGAAAACUAUAGUAAUGGUAAGACAUUUUCAGACUACUGGCUCAUCGCAGUAGUCUGAAAAAAACGUCUUCUGUGGAUGGUACGAUUCGGAGUUGUCCGAACGAGGGUUGGAAGAAGCUCACGAAUGCGGUCGUUUGAUGAAAUCUGCGGGCUAUUAUUUUGACAUCGUGUUCACAUCUCUGUUAACUAGAGCUCACCAAACAUUAGACGUGGUCGCCAAGUACUUAGGACAGCCCGAUGUGCAUGUAAUAGAAACAUGGAGACCGAGCGAACGGCACUAUGGCGCUUUGACCGGAUACGUCAAAGGCCAUCUGGUAGACAUAUACGGGGAAAAACAGGUGCAAAUAUGGAGACGGAGUUUCGAUGUGAAGCCACGAGCGAUGGAUUCUGGACACAAGUAUUACGAUGCGGUCAUGAACAACCCGAAACUCAAGAAGUACGCCAACGAGCAUAACGUUAAGUUCCCUGUGACUGAAUCGCUCAAAGAGACCAUGGAGAGAGUGAUACCGUUUUGGGAGCAGAUGAUUGAGGCCGCAGUGCGACAGGGAAAACGGGUAUUGAUCGUUGCCCACGGUACUGUGUUGCGAAGUAUCGUCAAGCAUUUAGAAGGUACCGA